UGAUCUAUCAAUGCCCUUCUGCUUAUAAAUAUAACUACCCUUCAAAGUUCAAACCGAACAACUGACCAGUUUGAGAUUCAGAUUGAACAGAGCAGCGACUUCCUUGCAUUUCCCAUAGUAUUGUUGCACAUAGUCCAAGAUCAAUGACCAAAGAGAUUGGCCUCAUACAGUUUCUACCUACUCUAUUGCACUAACAUAUGCUUUUUCUUUAUCUUAAAAUGGGAAUGAUUAUCUUUGUAUGACAAUCAUCAUAUUCUCAACUCCAUUUUCUUCUCCACUAAUAAUAACUAGCUAUCUCCUUCUCUCUCGUCUCUCUGUCCUAACGGUCUGAUUGCAUUAGACAAGGAGAAAGAAUGCAAGAGAUGAGAGUUUCAAGGUUUUGGGUACUUGUAUUGGUUUCUUGUUUCUUCUGCAAAUCCAAAGGAGCCAUUGUUCCUGCACUCAUCAUGUUCGGUGAUUCCAUUGUUGACGUUGGCAACAAUAAUAACUUACUCAGCAUUGUCAAAUCAAACUUCCCGCCUUAUGGCAGAGACUUCACCAAUCAAACACCCACCGGAAGAUUCUGCAAUGGAAAACUCGCUGUAGAUUUCUCAGCUGAGUACCUUGGCUUUUCUUCAUACCCACCUGCGUUCUUAAACCGAGAAGCAAGAAACGAGGAUUUCUUAAUUGGCGCCAACUUUGCAUCAGCGUCUUCCGGAUACUAUGAUGCCACAUCUGUUCCCUUUGUAAGGGAGACUAACGCACUCAAACAUCAACACGCACAUACCCAUGAUAUGAUCCAUAAGGCUUUGCUCUUCCUUUUGCAGGGCGCCAUCCCCUUAACACGACAGCUGAGCUAUUACAGGACGUAUCAAAACAGAGUGAGGAGCAUGAUCGGAAGGGAGAGAGCACGCACUAUGUUCUCUCAAUCUAUCCAUAUUUUGAGUGCGGGAUCUAGCGACUUUCUUCAGAACUAUUACAUCAAUCCUCUGCUCAACAUCCUAAAUACACCUGAGCAGUUCUCUGAUACUCUCAUGCGAUCUUACUCAGAGUUCAUCCAGAAUCUGUAUGAACUAGGAGCGAGGAGAAUUGGAGUGAUAUCGUUACCGCCAAUGGGUUGCCUGCCUGCAGCCAUAACUCUUUUCGGUGCAGGAAACAAGAGUUGUGUCGAGAGGCUCAACAAUGAUGCUGUCAUGUUCAACACCAAACUUGAAUCCACAACCCAAACAUUGAUGAAACGACACUCAGGCCUCAAGCUUGUCGCCUUUAACGCCUACCAACCUCUCAUGGACAUCAUCACCAACCCAUAUGACAAUGGAUUCUUUGAAACAAAAAGGGCAUGCUGUGGAACGGGAACAAUAGAGACAUCGUUCCUUUGCAAUUCUCUAUCCUUGGGAACGUGUUCAAAUGCCACAGGGUAUGUGUUUUGGGAUGGAUUUCAUCCCACAGAGGCUGUGUACGAGCUUUUGGCUGGUCAACUAUUGAGUCAAGGGAUUUCUCUAAUCUCUUGAAUUAAAUUCCAUCUCGAUGAAUUCAAACUGUAUACCUACAAACAGCUACCCUUGUCUCUCCCUCUCUCUCUUUCUAGGGAUAUGUGUCUGGGACGAAGUAUCUGACUCUCAUAAACUAAAAAAUAAGAGAGAGCGCGUGUCUGUGUGUGUGUGUGAAUGUUGAAACUACCAAUUUGUUUUGUGUGAUGCGUCAAUAGAUACAAGCGUUGUCAAAGACGAUCACGAUCUUUGGUAAUUUGUGUUCCUUGAUUUAUCUCUAGAGCAUUUUUAUUAUUUUA
Brassica rapa (field mustard) is the source of this 1768-nucleotide messenger RNA. Its product is annotated as GDSL esterase/lipase At3g53100. NCBI's taxonomy places the organism in Eukaryota, Viridiplantae, Streptophyta, Magnoliopsida, Brassicales, Brassicaceae. Gene Ontology annotation, molecular function: hydrolase activity, acting on ester bonds. The record is from RefSeq and is a predicted model, not a curated record.